CCUAGAGCAUACCCUCCACCGCCGACUGGUCACGAUCUCAUGCGGCUGUUCCCGCCGCCGCCGCCGAGCCAGUUCUCUGAGCUCAAGGGUGGACCCACCAGCUACUAUUUCCAGCGCCAGGAGCGCGCUUUCUUCGCCCAGGCUGGUCGUGAACAGAUUCGCAUCCGCCUUGACGCCGAGUUCGCGCCGCGUCCGUCGCCGCCGACGGCCAACAUGCCUGCGCCUACGAGCAUGCCCUCGCGCAACUGGGCGCCUCCACAAGCGCCAGUCCACCCCCACCCAUCCCAUAUGCCACCCGCUCAUGUCGGCCCGCCCGCACCUGGACACGCCCAGGAUGACGACGACGACGAGUCGUGGAGGCGUCCGACGCCAUACAAUGAGCGCCGUCGUGCAGGGAAGCACACCAAGCGCACCGUCAGGCCAUAG
Molecule: messenger RNA, 426 nt
Organism: Peniophora sp. CBMAI 1063
Lineage: Eukaryota; Fungi; Basidiomycota; Agaricomycetes; Russulales; Peniophoraceae
Source: the annotation of a GenBank genome assembly